Messenger RNA from Gopherus evgoodei (Goodes thornscrub tortoise), 902 nucleotides. Its product is annotated as serine/threonine-protein kinase A-Raf-like. The record is from RefSeq and is a predicted model, not a curated record. NCBI's taxonomy places the organism in Eukaryota, Metazoa, Chordata, Testudines, Testudinidae. The transcript is spliced from 8 exons. The annotation marks the transcript as partial. Gene Ontology annotation, biological process: signal transduction.
CACGCCCCUUUGGUACUUUCAUUCAAGAUGGUGGCUGGUUCCUUGUGACAGGCUCUCUCCCUCCCCAUUGCCUUCCCCCAUGCGGCGCUGCUCGGACUCCUCCUGCCCCAUCUCCAAUGGCCUGCGCUUGGAGGACCCGGUGCCCAUGGAGCCGCCCCGGGGGCUGGCGCCGGACGAGAGCCCCACAGCUGAGGCGGGCCUGGGCGCCGGCACCGGCACCGUCAAGGUCUAUCUCCCCAACCAGCAGCGCACCGUGGUCAACGUACGGCCGGGAGCCACCGUCUACGAUGCCCUGGACAAAGCGCUGAAGGUGCGAGGGCUGAACCAGGACUGCUGCGCGGUGUAUCGGCGCCUGGGCGGGACGAAGAUGCCGACCGCCUGGGACACGGACAUCACCCCGCUGGAGGGGCAGGUUCUCUAUGUGGAGGUGCUGGACGAGGUGCCACUCACCAUGCACAACUUUGUCCGUAAGACGUUUUUCAGCCUGGCCUUCUGCGACUUCUGCCUCAAGUUCCUCUUCCACGGCUUCCGCUGCCAGACGUGCGGCUACAAAUUCCACCAGCACUGCAGCAGCCGCGUGCCCAGCGUGUGCGUGGCCCUGGACGCGGCCCACUGCCCGAUUUACAGCCAUGGCCCCUACCCUGAUGUGCAGGGGCAGGAUUCCCCCUCAGCCCAGCCCGGCCUGGCCCCCCUAACGCCGCAACCCACCAGCUCCCGCCAGCAGUGUCUUGGCCCCGAUGUCUUCAGCUUCCCAGACCCCCCUGGUGGGGGGCAGCCCCUCCAGCGCCACCGCUCCACCUCCACCCCCAACGUGCACAUGGUCAGCACGGCCGAGCCCGGGGACGACGCCACCCGGCAGAUCGCGGCCGCGAGCUUCUUCACAGACGGUGAGAGCCCCCGAG